CGCACCGGCGGAGUCGCCAACGCACGCCCAGCGCAUCCCCGUGGAUUACAACAUGAAGCUGCUCAUCGUGCUGGUGGUGGCGGGGCUGGCCGCGGCCGGCCGCCUCGAGAACACCUACCUGCCGCCCGCCAACGCCGACCAGGCCGGCGGCUACAACCUGCCGCUGCCGGCGCAGCCCGUCCAGAGCGUGGCCACGCACACCGAGGCCGUGAUCCCGCCGUCCAACACGUACCUGCCGCCCGCCAACAACAUCGUCAUCGAGGCCAAGCUGCAGCAGCCGCCCAAGCCCCUCGGCGGCAGCGGCAUCCUCAAGCAGGAGGGUCUGCAGUCCACGCUCGGCUUCGGCGCCCCCGCGCCCCUGCAGGGCAGCCAGGCCGCCAAGCAGGCCGCCUUCCAGGCCCCCUCCCUGCCGCAGGUGUCCUCGUACACGACCGCGUCGCAGACCCCCGCCAGCCAGCCCCAGACCUCCGCCUUCUCCUUCGGCUCCCAGCAGGCCUCCUUCAGCGCGCCCAGCUUCGGGUCCCAGCAGGCCUCGUCCCUGCCCAAGACCUCUAGCUUCUCCUUCGGCUCCCAGCAGACGGCCUCUGCGGCGCCCCAGGCCUCGGCCUUCGGUUCCUCCUUCGGCUCUCAGCAGUCCUCCUUCUCCCAGCAGGCCUCUGCCGCGCCCAAGACCUCGUCCUUUGGUUCUUCCUUCGGUUCCUCCUUCGGCUCCCAGCAGUCCUCCUUCGCCCAGCAGGCCCCUGCCGCGCAGACCCCUUCCUUCGGCUUCCAGCAGUCCUCCUUCUCCUCCCAGCAGGCCCCGGCCUCCUACAGCGGCCAGCAGGCCUCGUCCAGCUUCGCCGCCAAGACCAACACCGCCUUCGGCUCGCAGCAGCAACAGCAGCAGGCCUCUGCCGGCCUCGGCCUCCGCCAGGGCGGCUUCUUCUCCCAGUCGCAGCAGCAGACGCCCUCCAUCGCCAUCGUGCGCUCCAGCAACGUCAACAACGGCGACGGCAGCUACACCUACAGCUACGAGACCGAGAACGGCAUCCAGGCCCAGGAGCAGGGCGAGUUCCGUCAGAGCGGCCGGUCGGGCGAGGAGGGCGCGGUGGUGGCGCAGGGCGGCUUCGCCUUCACGGCGCCCGACACCAACGAGCGCUACACCGUCACCUACACGGCCGACGAGAACGGCUUCCGCGCGUACGGCGACCACCUGCCCACGCCGCCGCCCAUCCCCGAGGCCAUCCUGCGCUCCAUCGAGCAAAACGCGCGCGAGGAGGCGGCCGCCGCCCGCAACCAGCAGGGCUACCAACAGAACAACCAGCAGGGCUACCAGAACAGGGCUACCAACAGAAACAACCAGCAGCAGGGCUACCAACUGCCCACCCCUCAGCGACAGCUCAGCUACCAGCAGCCCGCUCAGCAGAGCUUCCAGGUGCCCGUCGUGUCCCAGCGACAGAACUACCAGCAACAGUCGCAGCAGGGCUACCAACCCUCAAACCAGCAGGGCUACCAGCAGCAGCAGCAGAGCUACCAACAGCGACAGGGCGCCCAGAGCGACGCCGGCUACCGGUACUAAGCUCGAGAGUCUGCCCUGCUCCAACAGACUGACUGAAAACGCGCUAGUCGAGUGGCCAGCCAAGCACACUGUGUUAUACAUUCUAGAUAGGGUAUACCUCCACACGUGACUGAAAUAUACCACCCCAUUACCCUGUG
This is a messenger RNA of Thrips palmi, 1695 nucleotides long. RefSeq names its product nuclear envelope pore membrane protein POM 121-like. The coding region runs from base 53 to 1558 and encodes 501 amino acids. NCBI's taxonomy places the organism in Eukaryota, Metazoa, Arthropoda, Insecta, Thysanoptera, Thripidae. Gene Ontology annotation, cellular component: chitin-based extracellular matrix. Gene Ontology annotation, molecular function: structural constituent of chitin-based larval cuticle. The transcript is spliced from 3 exons. The record is from RefSeq and is a predicted model, not a curated record.